Messenger RNA from Cajanus cajan (pigeon pea), 1026 nucleotides. It is a transcript of the gene LSP1, whose product is annotated as Eukaryotic initiation factor 4E protein. Gene Ontology annotation, cellular component: cytoplasm; eukaryotic translation initiation factor 4F complex. Lineage: Eukaryota; Viridiplantae; Streptophyta; Magnoliopsida; Fabales; Fabaceae. The record is from RefSeq and is a predicted model, not a curated record. Gene Ontology annotation, biological process: translational initiation. Gene Ontology annotation, molecular function: translation initiation factor activity; RNA 7-methylguanosine cap binding.
UAGUUUUUUGCAAACGAAUGUAUGUUAGGUUUUGGGCCGGUGUUGUGCCGAAAUACAAAGCCCUGGAAGCAUAACCUGAUCGUUGGUGUUAGAGUUGUUGGAAGAGAGAGAGAUGGCAACAAGUGAAGAAGUGGUUGCGGCGGCGCCGGCACCGGAGGCAGGGUUGAAGCAUAAACUUGAGCGGAAAUGGACCUUUUGGUGUGACAACCAAUCCAAACCCAAACAGGGUGCUGCUUGGGGCACCUCUCUUCGCAAGGUCUACACCUUCGACACCGUUGAAGAGUUUUGGUGUUUGUGUGAUCAGGUAUUCAAGCCCAGCAAGUUGCAAAACAAUGCGGAUUUUCACUUGUUCAAGGCUGGGAUUGAACCGAAGUGGGAAGAUCCUGAGUGUGCCAAUGGAGGAAAGUGGUCUGUCACUAACAACAGCAACAGGAAGGCUAACCUUGAUAACAUGUGGCUUGAAACUUUGAUGGCUUUGGUUGGGGAGCAAUUUGAGGAUGCUGAGGACAUAUGCGGCGUGGUUGCGAGUGUGCGCCAGUGGCAGGACAAACUUUCGUUGUGGACAAAGACAGCGGCAAAUGAGGCUGCCCAGAUGAGCAUUGGAAGGAAGUGGAAGGAAAUCAUUGAUGUGACCGACAAGAUAACAUAUAACUUUCAUGAUGAUUCAAGAACCAAAGGAGCAACAAAGGGUCGAUACACCGUAUAAGCACUGCUGGAGCACCUUGCGCUUGUGCUGCUGGCAAGGCUGUAGGCCUGUAGUGAUGAUAUCUUCAUCAAUCAUCAUGUGCCAUAUGUAUUAGAACAUACUACUUUUUUGGUUGAAGGGCUAGUUUUACUUUUGGGUGUUGAACACCAUACUCAUCUCGUUUUUGAAAUGGUCUGUCAAAUUUUUCUUGAGGGUUCAUUUGUAUUUUUAUCAUGCCACACUCCAAAAGCUUUAGUCAUUCAAUAUGCCGACUUCAGUUUAGCAUGAGUUUACUAUUUGUUGCUUGUUGUACAAUCAUAAAACCGCCAUUGUUUUGUUGA